Messenger RNA from Nematostella vectensis (starlet sea anemone), 1483 nucleotides. RefSeq names its product flavin reductase (NADPH). The record is from RefSeq and is a predicted model, not a curated record. Bases 57 to 794 code for a protein of 245 amino acids. The transcript is spliced from 5 exons. NCBI's taxonomy places the organism in Eukaryota, Metazoa, Cnidaria, Anthozoa, Actiniaria, Edwardsiidae.
CAACACAUGAAGCCCGCGCUUAGAACUUCAGACACAUUGUGCACUGGAUUAGAAAGAUGGCGGCCGUGCAAGCGAGCAAAAAGGUUGUUGUGUUUGGUGGCACGGGAAAGACAGGGCUACACGUGGUACAACAGGCGCUUGAUAGAGGUCACCAUGUGACUGUCAUCGCUAGAAGUCCAGAGAAAAUGACGAUCAAGAAUGACAACCUGGUUGUUGUAAAAGGAGAUAUAUUUGAUAUUGAGAGCUUCUCUCCUUCAUUUGAAGGAAAAGAUGCAAUCCUAUCCACUUUUGGAACAGCUUUUCACAGCAUCUUCAACCCAACAACGGAGUACUCUGAGUCAAUGAAGGGCAUACUACAGACUAUGAAAAAGGUGUUGAGGUGUAAUUUUUGGAGGCUGCAGAAUAAUUUUAGAUACAAAUCUUACAGGCAUGGUGUUAAUCGUCUGAUUGUUGAAACAUCAUGGGGUACUGAGGCCACUCCUGGGGGGCCGUUCUCUCUAGAGUGGAUAAUUAAGCCACUUCUUCUAAAUGGGAUGCUUAAAGACAUGGGUGUCAUGGAGCACAUGAUUGAGAAGGAAGAAGGCAUCAACUACACCAUAGUGCGGCCUGCAGGACUGACUAAUGAUCCUCCAAAUGGAAAAUACAAAAUUGAAGAAGGUGUCUACUGCAACAAAACUGGCACCACCCACCGCAUUCCACGUGCAGAUGUAGCGGCUUGCAUGCUUAAUUGCCUAGAUACAGACCAGUAUGAUAAGAAAGGCAUUGCCAUAGCGACCCUUAUUGAGCCCUCAUAAAAAAAAACAUGAAUCAUUACUCCAAUACUAGUUUUAUCAUAGUGAUAAUAAUUGCCAUUCUGCAUAUAGGCAAGCCAUCUGUUGAUAUCUUUCAUGAACUUUGUCCAUGGCUAUUAUUGAAUUUCGUUUACUCCUAAUCAAAGCAUUCUAUUUGAUCAAAACAGUCCUAGCUACAGUACCUUACUUGACAACAGCAAAAUCUUCAAAACUUGGAUAUUGUGCUUAACAAAAAAAAAUUUAUAUAAAAAAUUUACAUACCUGUAGAAUUUACAGUAACUCAUUAUGGAACAUUCAAUCGGAAGAAAGGAAGCUGUAUGCAGUUCCUGUGUAGCUAUUUCAAGAAAAACUUCUAAUAGAAUCAAAAAUCCCAAACUGUCGCGAUCUCGUACCAGAACAAUGAAUACAAUACACCAAAAACUGGAAAUCAGGGCCCCUGAAGAAGUCUUAUUAAAGACGAAAAUUUGGCAGAGUCGAUUUCCAGUUUUUGGUGUAUUGUAAGAUAAACUUCUACAUACGGUUAGUGUUAUAAUUUAAAAUUGUAGGGUUUGUAAAGCUGCUUGGGAUCACAGAUGAAGGAUUUAAAAAUUACAAAAUUAACAAAUCAAUCAAAUUAAUUUUUCGGAUAGUUAUUCUUAUAAUCAUUUUAUAUUCUUGUAAUUUGACUCGGAAGGAAAUAAAUGAGAACAAUA